Molecule: messenger RNA, 5287 nt
Organism: Ruditapes philippinarum (Manila clam)
Lineage: Eukaryota; Metazoa; Mollusca; Bivalvia; Venerida; Veneridae
Exons: 6
Coding region: 184-4698 (1504 amino acids)
Source: RefSeq, a predicted model, not a curated record
AAUUGCGUGGUAUAUUAGUCAGCUUCUAGAUCUGUUAAGAUGCGCGCGCAAAUAUUCGGUAAAUCAUGCGAUUUUAAGAGGAAAUGUUCAGCUGCAAUGCUAAGACGAAAUGACGUAAAAUAAAGAUCUUUCAAAAGUAGAUACUCUGGUAACUUGAUUGCUAAAUGUCAACGGUAGAACAACAUGGCGCACGAGAAGCAGCUUAAAAAUCCAAAAUACCGGACAUGGGUUAAAGCUGGACUUGGUUUGAAAUAUGUAAAAGAGGGUCUUGAGCAAUUCACCGUGGACAUUUUAGAUGAACAACAUCAAGCUAUUCUCAUGACAGUGAGAAAAGCCAGCAAAUCAAUGUCUUCACAUUGUAACCAAUGCCAAAUAAAUACUCUGAUGCCAAACCAUGUUCGAACAAAAUCGAAUCACUGUCCUUUUGUAGUUAGUGAUUGUAACUGCCGACAACCAAGAGGAAAACUCCCUUGUCCAAAUGACAUAUGUGGAGGUAUCUACGAGCAAAUAAUUCUGCGGCAUGCCUCGACCCCUCCGACUCCAUACUGGAGAAAUACUGAUUCCACCCUGUGGUGCUCGAGCCCAUGGGAAAUCGCCAAAUGCUUUAUAAAUGCGCCGGGAUAUGCUCAUACCACAUCAGCAAACGAAACAGAUUGUGCAGGACUUCUCCACAUCGUAGUGAACCACUUAGGAUUCCAUUCACAUCUCAAAUGUAAUAUCACUGGCUCGGAUAUAUUCAGUAAGACACGACAAUAUAGAAAUGAAAUUCAGCAUUCAGCAAGCAUGGAACUUGAGGACAAUACUGCUGAUGGUUACAUUGAUGAUAUGAUAGCAGUUCUGCAAGACCCUAAAGAACUUUGCUUAAGACCAGAAUCUGUAAACGCAGUACGGAAAUUGACGGAGCUGAAGAAUAAAGAUUUUGUAAUUACAACUGAAAACGAAAUGGAGAUAAUCCAAGAAAUGCGAAGUACUUUGACAAAAGAAACAGAUGAAAGUGUGCAGAAAUUAAAAGCCUAUGCAACAGAAGCAAUGACCGAAAUCGAGAAAAAGAAACAAAACAUUGACAAUGAUAUUACACAGUCAAAGUCAGAUGUCAUAGAUCAGAUACAGACCAUCCGAGACGAUAUUCUAAAUAAACACACAUCUGAAUUAAGUGUGAAGACUUCUGAACUGAAAGGAACUAUCGAAGAGACAGCUAAAGAACACGAAAACAGAAUCGUCAAGUAUAUCUCGACAGCGACAAAUGAUUUGAAAAUUUCCAAAAUUGAAGCCAUAAAAGAAAUGCGAACCGCACAGAAUGACAUGUUGAGUAAACAUUUGAUUCAGCUGGAUAAAAAAGUUGAGGAAAUUAACCUACAGUUGUCCGCUAAAGAAAAGGAAAUCUCAAAAUCAUUUCUAGGAACAGUUGCGGAACAGAAACAAACAACGCGAUCGUUUUCGAAAGUCGUUAGUCAUGAUGACCAGUGUAUAUCAUUCACAACACACCAUGAAAGAAAGUGUGAGAAUAAAAAAGAAUCAACCUGUUUGGAAGAUGUGGAAGCUUGUCUUCAUAAACAUGCAGAUUAUGACUUAAGUAAACAAGAGUUCAAGAAACGCUUGAUUGACCUAUAUAUGGAAACCGUUGUGAAAGAAUCUGCUUUACCUCUUCAUCCAGAAAUGAAUGACGCCACCAUUAACGAAUUGUAUGUCACCCCAUGGAUGAAAUUUGAAAACAGCAACAGUUACACUCUAAAAACUAAAAGUGCUGAUAAUGUUGCAACAAGAAAGGAUCGGGAAAGAAAAGUCCAAGAUUUUUACGAUAUAUUUUAUAAAGAUUGCAAACAAUUGAAGCUUAUUUAUAUAAUUGGAGAUGCUGGAUCGGGAAAAAGUGCAUUUUGCAAAAACAUGAUUUACAAAUGGUGUUUGUCUCAAUCUGUAGAAAAACAAAAGAAUUUUGUUGUAAAUCAAAGAAAGCAUAUGGUUAACGAAGAAAUGUUGUCAGAUGAUGACAUCAUGAAAAGUUAUGAAUUUUUGUUCUAUAUUUCGUUACGUCAUAAUACUGACACAGGCGACAUCAAGACAAUGUUAAAAACUCAUUAUGAAGACCAGUUACUAGAUACUGUGUUAGAAAGUGAAUCAGAAAAUUGUUUAAUUCUUAUUGAUGGACUGGAUGAAUGGAAACCACCGAAAGAUCACAAAAUGUCGCAAACUCAGACUAUUGGACUUCCUAUACGAGAUAUUAAAAAACAUUACACUAUAAUAACUACAUCCAGACCAUGGAAAAUAGAAGUUCUUAAAAUCAAGGAAUCGGAGAUGGACAAUAGAAUAAGGUUAUGUGGAAUUGAAUAUAAAUCUGUAAUUAAAAUGGCUACAUACAUUGUAAGUCAUUUGAAUACAUAUUUUGAAAAGAAAAAAUCUGUCAACCGAUUUUUAGCUAAAUAUGUUCUAUCAAGUGACCAAAACAAAACACCUUUUUGUGAUAUAAUACGAUCUCCAGUGAUGCUGAAGCAGCUAGUUUGUCUUUGGUUUGAAAACAGAUUAUGUCACUCUUCACGGUGUCAAAUUUAUUGUAAUAUGUUAGAGUUGUCCCUAGAAUGGUCUGUACAGAGGAAAGCUGAGGAUAAGAUAUUUGAAACGUUUCGGGAAAGAUCAUUAGAUUCGGAAGAUAUAAGUCUUCCACUAACAUUUGAUGAAGACUCAAUUUGCGAAGAAUACAAACUCAUUAUUAGUACAGCAGGAAAAGUCGCAUACCAUACUCUUUUCUCCGAGCAAAAGGAAACAUCUCUCACGUUUAGUCAAGCAGUGUUAAGAAAAUAUGGAGCAUCAAAAGAUUUUAUUCAGUGCUGCCUUGAAAUGGGGAUUUUAACUGAGGAGCAGAAUAUAGCCUUUUCUCUAACGAAACGUCGAAGUAGUCAAUUUUCAUUCACUCACAAAUCUAUUCAAGAGGUAUUAGCAGCAAUUUUUAUUGUAAUGGAAUGUCAAACUCAUGAACAUGACAUUGGGAGAAAUGACACAAUGCAUACUAUUUCAGAGUGUUUUAAAACUGUGAAAUCAGUAGAGGAUAUUUUAGAACAAUAUUACGUUAUUGAGCUUAUUUGUGGACUUAACCCUACACUUGGAACUCAUGUAUCAAGGUACAUAUAUGAUAUUGUAGUUAGAGAUGAACGAUUCAUGGAAUACAGAGAGACAAUCGCUAAUUUGUAUGAAAAUAACAUUGUCUUUCAAAUUCAAGAACUUAUAUUCGGAUGUAUUAAGGAAUUUCAGUCUAGUAAGGGUGUAAAAGAUGAGUGCAUGUACCUUGCGGAUGUUUUAAUACAAAACAAAUCUGACAUUCCUCUCCUUAAGUACAUAAAAGCUCACACUAUAAUGACAAUAACUAUUGCCGGUGAAAUAUGGGGCCUUUCUCGAUCAAGUAUUCACCUUAGUGAUAAUGAUGCCGAAAUAUUGUGCUACAUUGUAAGGAAAAGUUCACCGUCUUUGCGUCGUUUCACGAAAAUAGAUCCCAUAACGGCCGAUGCUGAAGAAGAGUUGCCUAUUUACUACGAACUUGUUUCGUCAGAAUGCACACAGCUCCAAGUAUUAGAGAUUAGAUGUAUCAGAUUAUCUCACAGUUACAUGUGUCGUUUGUCUGCACUCAUAGAGAACAGUAUAAAUUUACAGGAGCUUUCUCUGAAAGAAAUUCGUUGUGACGAUGAUUCCUGUGGAAUACAUGAUAUAAAAUUAUGUGACAAUACAAUGUUGAGGAAUAUUGAUAUUGACUCCAAUGAUUUUCGACUGCAAGACCUAAAUGCCGAUAGCCUUAUUAACUGUUGUUUAAAAGGAAUGAAUAACUUUGACAACAUUGGACGCUUGUUAAGCAGAGCGCUAUGUUUAGAAUAUCUUAAUUUGUCUUCUUGUACUUUCAUUUUGGUGAAUCAGAUAUUGAUGACUAAUAUGAAGAACUUGAGAACUGUCGAGUUUUCUGAUAUUCAAGUGAACGAAACAACAUGGAAGCUGUUCGUUUGCAGUCUCAAAACAUGUCCUUCUAUUAGAAGUCUUAGAUUAACGUCAAUGCGUCUUGCAGAAAAGGUAAAAACGACGCUUCUAACUGAUCUUCAAGAAGUCUACCAGAUUGAAAGUCUGUAUUUGAAAAGCAUGAAUGUCUCCUUUCGAUUUCCGACAAAUUUAACUCAUCUUAAACUAUUAGCUUUGGACAAUAUCAUCUGUUUCCUGACAAGCAUGUAUGAUUUAGUUGAAGGUUUACACAAUCUAUGUAAAUUGGAACAUAUAUCCUUGAAGAACAUGGAUUUCCAAACAACUUAUUUGCAUUUAUCGUCUAAUUUAAUGUGUCUGAAACAUGUUUCACUUCAAAACAUCAAACUAGCUAAAAAGGCAUGGAUGGAGUUUGGAGAAUCUUUAAAUGAAUUACGAAACCUUGAAAUUCUUCAUUUUCAAAGUGUGAACAUUCCUGAUAAUUGUUUAAAGUUUACACGUAAUAUACAUCACCUAAAAAUUAUCAGUUUUGAAAAGGUGAUGUUAAGCCUGGAUAGCUGGAAAGAAAUUGCAGACACUCUUACUGCAUUAUCUCAAUCUGUAGAAGUGCGAACUGAAGAUCUGUAUAUAGAAAAUGGAUCCUUAGAAGCCGCUAUUGAAUAUAUAAAGAAACGCAACGACUUAUUUCAAGUAACCGUUAGUUUUGGAGUGGACUGCAACUAUAGAACAAUAAAAAGUUCCCUGUAAAACAAAACUCAUUAGAAGACGUUAACGUUUUUGAAUAUGUAACAAGUAAAUUAUUUCAAAACACAUUUUCUUUUGAUUUUACUGAAAUAUUUAACUUUCAAUUGUCAAUUGUUUAUAACCUAAUUGUUAGGGGGGAAAGAUCAUAUGUCAGAUCAGCAAGAUCAUUGUCUCAUUAAAACUAUAUUGUCUUGUAUACUAGUAUAUCGUCAACCGCGCUGAAUUAAUAACAUACCUUAUAAAAUGAAGAAGAAGAAGGAGAAGAAGAAGAAAAUAUUUUAUUUAACUAUAUAAUUACAUGAAUCUCAUUAUAAACACUAAAACGUUGAACUAUUUUGUUACGGAUGUUAUUGAAUAUAGAUACAUACUAAUCUUUUCAGUUUUAACAAUCUAGAGAUUAUGAAAUGAUAUAUUGUAUAGAAGUAAUAAAUUCCAGCUAUUUUAAGCUAGUAAAAAUAUAACAGAUAAUAUUUGGAGUACAAUGCUAUUGUCAAGAAUAUGAAACAAUGUAACCGAUGAACUACCAGAGUUGUCAGCUUGUUAUCUCAAAGUAUAAAUUAGAAUUGAAGCGACAAAUUGACUUCUUUUUCAU